UCCGCGUCUCUGGCUCUGUAUCUCUGGCUCCCUGGCCUCUCUGCAGCGCUCCCGACAUGGACUGUAACUGCGUCUCGGAUCUGCUCUUCACCCCGCCGGUGCCGGCACUCUGGACUCCGGGCUUUGCCUUCCCGGACUGGGCCUACAAGCCCGAGUCGUCCCCGGGCUCUCGACAGAUCCAGCUGUGGCAUUUCAUCUUGGAGCUCCUACAAAAGGAGGAGUACCAGGGCGUCAUCGCGUGGCAGGGAGACUAUGGCGAGUUCGUCAUCAAGGACCCUGAUGAGGUGGCACGCCUGUGGGGCAUCCGCAAGUGCAAGCCCCACAUGAACUAUGACAAGCUGAGCCGGGCCCUGCGUUAUUACUAUAACAAACGCAUCCUUCACAAGACCAAAGGGAAGAGGUUCACGUACAAGUUCAACUUCAGCAAAGUCGUGCUGGUCAAUUACCCCCUGUUGGACAUGGCCGCAGCCCCUCUGCUGCUCACCCCGGGGCCCUUUGGGGGGGCAGCCGGGCCCGACGGCCCUCCCCUUACUCCAGAGGCAUUACAGACCCUGUUCUCCACACCACGCCUGGACACAGGAAGCAGGACGCCCCUGUUUGCCCAACACCUGUCUGCCCCAGACACAGACAAACUCCGGCUGGAUGGGCCAUUUCCCUUCCUGGGCCCUGGUACUGCUGGCUACUCGAAACCCCCUGCCCUCCUGAGCCCCUACGGCCGCACCUUUCCCGAGUAUCCCUGGAACUUUAACCCCUACCUGGCAAGCCCCUUCCCCAAGCUGCCUGCCUCCCUAUAUCCACCACAUUUCUACCCCAACCCCCUGGCUGGAUCCUUGGGGCAGCUGCCCACAGGGCCUGGGGGAGGGGGCCCUGCCACAGCACCCCUCCUGGCCGGCCCCACUGGCGAUGGACCUGGAUCCCAGCGCACAAGCCUGGCCCCAGGUGCCCGUCUGACUCUGCCCGGGACAGGGGUCCCCGAGGUUCCCUCUCUGGGGCCCAAAGAGGAAAGCGACUCUGAGCUGGAAGUGACUGAUGUCAGCGGCUGCAGCUCAGACAGUGAGGGCGAUGAUGGUGCUCCAGGGCCCCCUGAGGGUCAGGGAAGCCGAGGUGGGGCAGGGAGCUGAGGGGACAGGGAAUCUUACCUCCCCCUUUCCCCCUCCGGGGGGCCUAGAGUCUCCUCCCCCAGAUCAAAAGGGGACAUGGUAUCCCCAGGGUCUCCCUCAAAGCUCACCCCCCCCUUCCCAGGGCCAAGGGAGGGACCACUUGUCCUUUCCAAAUCCCAGGAAGCUGCCCCCACAUAUUGCCCUUCAUCCCAAUCAGAAGGGGGCAGAGACCAGAAGGGAUCAUUUCUCCUUUACAAGCUGGUCUUGAGUCCAAACCCCAGGAGUGCCCUCCCUCCCCAGGCUAGAGAGGGAAAGGGACU
Phascolarctos cinereus (koala) is the source of this 1420-nucleotide messenger RNA. It is a transcript of the gene ERFL, whose product is annotated as ETS repressor factor like. Gene Ontology annotation, biological process: cell differentiation; regulation of transcription by RNA polymerase II. The record is from RefSeq and is a predicted model, not a curated record. Gene Ontology annotation, cellular component: nucleus. Lineage: Eukaryota; Metazoa; Chordata; Mammalia; Diprotodontia; Phascolarctidae. Gene Ontology annotation, molecular function: sequence-specific DNA binding; DNA-binding transcription factor activity, RNA polymerase II-specific.